Molecule: messenger RNA, 1467 nt
Organism: Ipomoea nil (Japanese morning glory)
Lineage: Eukaryota; Viridiplantae; Streptophyta; Magnoliopsida; Solanales; Convolvulaceae
Product: aluminum-activated malate transporter 14-like
Exons: 6
Coding region: 70-1389 (439 amino acids)
Biological process (GO): malate transport
Cellular component (GO): plant-type vacuole membrane
Source: RefSeq, a predicted model, not a curated record
CAUGGUCCCCAACUCUCAUCCUAUGAGCCCAAGAAAUCCAGGAAACAAUAUAUAUCAUAUUUAACAAAAAUGAAUUCAGUCGUGGUCGUCGUCCCGAUCAACAACCCAGAAGGAGAUGACAAAAGUAGAGUUGCAGGAGGAAGCAUGGAGAAGACGACAGAGGAGCGUGAUCAUCGGUGUUGUUUUGUUUCCAAGAAUGGUUUUUCCUCCAUUAAGGAAAAAAUGGCGGCGGCCGUGAAAAGUGAAUUCGACAAGAGAAAGGCGGUGCACAGCGUUAAGGUUGGGAUGGCUUUGGUUCUGGUCUCCCUUUUGUAUAUGCUGGACCCUCUUUUCCGGCAAGUCGGACAGAAUGCGAUGUGGGCUAUCAUGACCGUCGUCGUCGUCUUCGAGUUUUUCGCAGGUGCGACACUGAGCAAAGGGAUAAACCGAGGAAUCGGCACCAUCGUCGGCGGCUUACUAGGAUGUUUUGCGGCGGUCUUGGCCGAUCAACUUCCCGGCUAUCGCAGUGCUUUUGUCGUUGGCAUUUCCAUUUUCAUUAUAAGUGCGGCGGCGACGUACUCGAGGUUGGUGCCGGGGAUCAAAAGGAAGUACGACUAUGGAGUGAUGAUCUUCAUCCUGACGUUCAACUUGGUGGUGGUUUCUGGCGUGCGCGCCUACAAGGUUAUGAAGCUGGCUCGCGAGCGUCUCUGCACCAUCGGAAUGGGCUUCGCCGUCUGCAUCUUCAUCAGCCUGCUCGUCUUCCCGGAGUGGGCCGGCGACGAACUCCAUUCCUCCACCGCCGCCAAGUUUGACAAAAUCGCUUCUUCUCUUCAAGGGUGCCUGGAGGAGUAUUUCAUGGUUUCCGACGAGAAAGAAAGCAAAGCAACUGCCGAUGUCAGUGGUUGCAAGGCUGUCUUGCAUUCCAAGUCCAACGAAGAAUCAUUGGCAAAUUUUGCAAAAUGGGAACCGUGGCAUGGGAGGUUUGGGUUCGCUUAUCCAUGGGAAAAGUACUUGGAGAUUGGGGAAGCUCUAAGAGAACUUGCUGCAACUGUAAUUUCUCUUAAAGGUUGCAUUCAAUCAUCUGCACAGCCAUUGCCAACAGAAAGAGGAGUCAUCAAAGAGGCCUGCGAAGCCGUGGGGGUAACGCUGGUGUGGAGUCUGAGGGAGAUUGGAGAGAGCAUAAAAGACAUGAAAGUAUGCAGAGCUAAGGUCACAAUAAGUCCAAAGUUACAGUCCAUGAAACAAGACAACCUUAAUAACCAUAAUAAUGUGAACUCACCUUCGGAUUUGGGCAUGGCAACCUUUGUUUUCCUGUUGAAUGAGAUGGUGGAGAAGGUUCAAGUGUUGGCAACAAAGGUGGAACAACUAGGAGACAUUGCUGGGUUUCACACCAAAAAAUUUGAGGCCUAGCUAGCUAAAUCAUCAUAUUCAAAGGUUUAAUUUAACCAUACAAAAUAUACUAAAUAACGGUUAAUUAUAUCGUUGGAA